UGACUGAGCCUGGCACAGCUGAGGUGUUGAGCAGCACCACGCUGUGAGGGUCAGGGAGCUUAAGUGCCAAUGAGCCUCUGGGCAAUAUCCUGCGCAUUGGAAUUUCGGGGCACAGCCUUGCCAGGCUCCCCAGGCAGAGGAGGGCAAGAGCAGCGGAGGAGCCAGUUGCCAAACUGCCGAGCAGCCAAGGAAAGGCUGAAAUGCCUGAGUGCAAAACCCUUUUUAAAGGACCGGACAAAUGACCUGAAUCCACACUUAGAACCAGUUUCUAAACUCAAGCAUGUUGACAGGAACAAGAAGGAUGUUCUCAGAAAUGUGAUGAAGAGUGCUCAGGAGGAUGGCAAGCUUAGUGCCAAAUCCACACAUCACACUGGCCACGCUAGUCAGCAGAAGCCUUCAAACACAUCCCAGAGAGCAGUGGGGGUGCAUCCAGUGCAGCCAGGGAAGAGCACAAAGCUUCCUGCUUCUGCACAGACCAGAGGCAGGCUCCCACCUCCAGGCUCUGGUCACCUAAAUCCGGAAAGGAAGAAGAAGUCUGCACAGGACACUGUUACUGCUGCAGCACUUUGUGUGGGAAGUGACCACUCCCCUCCUGGAGCGCCUUGGUCCCUGAAUGAGGAGCUGCAGGAUGGGCUGGUCUGUCACAAGGAAAACCUCAGCCCACGAGCCUCCACACUCCCAGAGCUAAACAGAGAUUUCCAAUUUGAUGGAAGCAGUCUUGGGAAGAAGAGAGUCUUGGCUUACGAGCAAAGCUCAGCUGUAAUGUCAAGGCCCGUUGUGGGCCCAGAGGACAAAAUUAAUAACCGCCAGGCUAAGAAAGACCCAGUUCCAGAUAAAUUCAGGAAAAUCCUACCAGGCUCAAAGAGCGUGUCUCAAAAAACAAGCGUCAGAACUCAGCCAUUGCAGCCCCCUAGGUACCUUCCUGCUUCUGCUAAUUUGCUACAUAAAAAAACAGGGACAAACCAGGAAAAAACUACUACAGUGAGGCAACCUGUGGGAAAGCCACCUGGCACAGCUCCAGUGGGAGUUUUUAAGCACCAAUUUCAACCUCCCCCAAUGAGAAGUUCUUCCACUAAGCCUCUGGCCUCAGACAGGCCUCAGGGGACAACAAACCUGAAAUCCAGCCUGAACCGAGGUGGCACCAUGCCACGGCCAAGGCCCAUGAUUAAAGGGGGGACGGACAGGAAGGACAUGAACGUGGUGCGUCCCAGACACACAGCAACAUCCCAAGGGAUAGACCACGCAAACCAGCCUCCCAGCACACACUGCUCCAAAACUCAUGCACUUGAGGGUAAUUUGAGGAGUAGGAAAGAUCAGCUUAAACCGGAGCUGCCGAAGGCAAUCGUGCAGUAUGGGCGUGUUCCCAGGAUCCCAUCAGCUGCGGAUCGUAAGAAACAGCUGGAGGAGUGGUUGGCAUCGAAAGGCAAGAAAUACAAGAGGCCGCCGAUGACGCUGCUUCAGAAGCAGGCAGUGAAGCCGCCCUGCAGAAAGGUCAAGGCAAAAGAGAAGCAAGAGAAUCCAGAGCAGCGCUGCCUGGUGAAGAUCGACAACAUAUUAACUGAGUGCCUGAACUUUGUUGAGGAGGGUGUCCAUGCAGAGGAGCUAUCAAAAGUGCUGUCUGUUGUGCCCCAGGCAGAGAAAUUUGCCAAAUUCUGGAUCUGCCAAGCAAAGCUGCUGGCCCGGAGUGGCCCCUUUGAUGUGAUGGGGCUGUACAGAGCAGCAGUCUGCGCAGGCGCUCAGCCACUCCAGGAGCUCAGGGAUGUUCUUGAUAUUUUGAAGGCUGCAGGCCAUACAUCAGAAGGGGAAAAGGCUGAGCAACCCAUUCCUUGGGAGCCUACAACACCUUGUCCAGGUGAGAGGGAGCCCGUAGCAUCGACUCCAGGCCCAGUGGGGAGGCCCCUGACCUCCCUACCUCUCUCAGUCAAGUUACGGGUCACAUCUGCAUCCAGACGAAGGGAGUUCCCGAAAGGCCCGGAAUUGAAAUUCCUGACGCCCGUGCGGCGCUCGCUGCGGGUUGAGCGGGCUGGGAGCCACUACCCAGAGAUGCUGAAGGACCAUGACCCUGUGGUGUCAUCCCUCAGUGAAAUCCUGGAUGCUGAAGAGGAGACUCAGUUCAUCUUCCAGAAAAACAAGGCUUUGCCAGAGGUGACGGGGCUGGAGGGUUUGAGUUCAUACACCCCUGAGAGCUGCUAAGGGGUUCCUGGUGGAGCCAGUCCACCUGCCCCCUGUGCUGCCUUGCACACACUCCACUGGCUUCUCUUGCUGCCCCUCGGGUGUAAGCGUGGGGGGGUGGCACAGAAUAAGCUUGUUUGAAAUAUCUAAGUGCUGUUUUAAAUAUAUUAAAGACUUGCAGUAGA
This is a messenger RNA of Pipra filicauda (Wire-tailed manakin), 2357 nucleotides long. RefSeq names its product cytoskeleton associated protein 2 like (gene CKAP2L). Gene Ontology annotation, cellular component: centrosome; cytosol; mitotic spindle. The transcript is spliced from 9 exons. Bases 70 to 2193 code for a protein of 707 amino acids. The record is from RefSeq and is a predicted model, not a curated record. Lineage: Eukaryota; Metazoa; Chordata; Aves; Passeriformes; Pipridae.